AGACAUUCCUUUCCUUAAACGUAAACCAAGGACUUGCAUUUGUCAAGCGCUUAUUUUUCUGUACCUUUAGAAGUUAUUUUCUCUUCUUCCGAGAAAGAAAUCUUGAAUUUGGAUCUGUAUCAAGAUGUUCUGAAGAACAACAACAAUCCUUUGGGAUAGCCACUGCAACAUCAUGACUGAAGACAAAGAACCUAUUGUCAGAAACUUUAAUUUUGUUUGUGUGAUGGCUUUACUAGUUGGAAGCAAAAUCCAGUUCUCUGAUGAAAGCAAGUUUGCAGUAGACGUAUCAAAAACAGGCCUUACGCAGAUUCCGAAAGAUCUACCACCAAAAACCAGAGUCUUAGAUAUGUCUCAUAACUACAUAUCUGAACUUCAGUUCCCUGACAUCAGCUUCCUGUCAGACCUGGAAGUUUUGAUACUUUCUCAUAAUAAAAUCCAGCAACUUGAUUUUAGUGUUCUCAGGUUCAACCAGGGUUUGGAAUAUUUGGAUUUAUCUCACAAUCAGCUGUGGAAGAUGUCCUGCUAUCCUGUUGUGAGUCUCAAGCAUUUAGACCUCUCAUUCAAUGACUUUGAUACUCUGCCCAUCUGUAGGGAAUUUGGCAACUCCAUGCAGCUGGAUUUCUUGGGAUUAAGUGCUACAAAGUUACAACAAUUAGAUCUGCUACCCAUUGCUCACUUGCAUCUAAGUUACAUCCUUCUGGAUUUAGAAGACUAUAACGUGAAAGGAAAUGAAAUAGAAAGUCUUCAAAUUCUUAAUACAAAGAAACUUCAUCUUGUUUUUCAUCCAAAUCGUUUAUUCUCUGUCCAAGUGAAUAUAUCAGUUAACACUUUAGAGUAUUUAGAACUGACUAACGUUAAAUUAAAUGAUGAGAACUGUCAUGUUUUAAUGAACUUUUUAUCAGAACUCACCAGAGGUCCAAGCUUACUAAAUCUUACCUUGAACCAUGUGGAAACAACUUGGAAAUGUUUGGUUACAAUUUUUCGAUUCCUUUGGCCCAAACCUGUAGAAUAUCUCAAUAUUUACAAUUUAACAAUAAUUGAAAACAUUAGGAAAGAAUAUUUGACUUAUUGUAACACUGCAUUGAAAGCAUUGAAAAUAGAACAUAUUACAAAUAGAGUUUUUAUUUUUUCACAGAAUGCAUUAUAUACAGUGUUUUCUGAGAUGAACAUUUUGAUGUUAACCAUAUCAGAUACACCUUUUAUACACAUGCUUUGUCCUGGGAAACCAAGCACAUUUAAGUUCUUGAACUUUACCCAGAACGUUUUCACGGACAGUGUUUUUGAAAAUUGUUCCACCUUAGAUAGAUUGGAGACACUUAUCUUACAAAAGAAUGGAUUAAAAGACCUUUUCAAAGUAGGUCUCAUGACUAAGGGUAUGCCGUCUUUGGAAAUACUGGAUGUUAGCCAGAAUUCUUUGGAAUUUAAUAGAUAUGAGAGAAAUUGCACUUGGGUUGAGAGUAUAGUAGUGUUAAAUUUGUCUUCAAAUAUACUUACUGACUCUGUUUUCAGAUGUUUACCUCCCAGGGUCACAGUACUGGAUUUACACAAUAACAGAAUAAAGAACAUUCCUAAACAAAUCACAAAACUAGAAGCUUUGCAAGAACUAAAUGUUGCUUUCAAUUAUCUAACUGACCUUCCUGGAUGUGGUGCAUUUAGCAGCCUUUCUGCGUUGACCAUUGACCAUAAUUCAAUUUCCUACCCAUCAACUGAUUUCUUCUCCAGUUGCCAGAAGAUUAGGUCAAUAAAAGCAGGGAACAAUCCAUUCCAAUGUUCAUGUGAAAUAAGAGAAUUUAUCAAAAGUAUAAGCCAAAUAUCAAGUGAAAUGGUAAAGGGCUGGCCUGAGUCUUAUAAGUGUGCCUACCCAGAAAGCUACAAGGGAACCCCAUUACAGGACUUUCACAUAUCUCAAUUAUCUUGCAACACAAUGCUGCUGAUUGUCACCAUUGGAGUCACUGUGCUGGUGUUGGUUGUUACUGUGACCUUCCUCUGCAUCUGCUUGGAUCUGCCCUGGUAUCUCAGGAUGAUAUGUCAGUGGACCCAGACCCGGUACAGGGCGAGGAACACACCCUUAGAAGAACUCCAAAGAAAUAUUCAGUUCCAUGCUUUUAUUUCAUACAGUGAACACGAUUCUGCCUGGGUGAAGAAUGAACUGGUACCUUGCUUAGAAAAAGAAGAUAUAAGGAUUUGCCUCCAUGAGAGAAACUUUGUUCCUGGCAAAAGCAUCAUUGAAAAUAUCAUCAACUGCAUUGAAAAAAGUUACAAGUCCAUUUUUGUUUUGUCUCCCAACUUUGUCCAGAGUGAGUGGUGUCAUUAUGAACUCUACUUCGCCCACCACAAACUCUUUCAUGAGGGCUCUGAUAACUUAAUCCUGAUCUUGCUGGAACCCAUUUCACAAAACAGCAUUCCUAGCAAGUAUCACAAGCUGAAGGCUCUCAUGACAAAGCGGACUUACUUGGAAUGGCCCACUGAGAAGAGCAAACGUGGACUUUUUUGGGCUAACAUUAGAGCUGCUUUUAACAUGAAAUUAGCACUAGUCAACUAAAAUAAUGAUGUGAACACUUAAAA
This is a messenger RNA of Trichechus manatus latirostris (Florida manatee), 2565 nucleotides long. It is a transcript of the gene TLR6, whose product is annotated as toll like receptor 6. The transcript is spliced from 2 exons. Gene Ontology annotation, cellular component: plasma membrane; Toll-like receptor 2-Toll-like receptor 6 protein complex. Gene Ontology annotation, molecular function: lipopeptide binding; transmembrane signaling receptor activity; Toll-like receptor 2 binding. Lineage: Eukaryota; Metazoa; Chordata; Mammalia; Sirenia; Trichechidae. Gene Ontology annotation, biological process: cellular response to diacyl bacterial lipopeptide; immune response; toll-like receptor signaling pathway. The record is from RefSeq and is a predicted model, not a curated record. Bases 173 to 2542 code for a protein of 789 amino acids.